UUUGAAAUAUGUAAUUAAAUUAUACUGCAAAGUAAAAUCAACAAGGAAGUAUAAACUUCUGAAAAUUAUUUUAAGAUCCUCGACAUUAUAUAGUUGAUAUCAGUCUUUGUCUCUCUCAGUCUUUCAUGAUUUUAUUUUAUUUAGUUUUCUUAAUUCUGAUAUACAAUAUAUUUAAUUGUAAUACUACUAACAUAAAACAAAUAAAUUAAAUUCACUAAUUAAAAAAAAAAAAAUGUUAAACUUCACACGCAAAGGAAAUGUGAUUUAAAAAAAAUAUAUAAAGUUCAUUUAAGCAAGUCAAUAAAAAAUGGAUAUUUAUAAAACUGAAACGUUUUUAAAGAAAAUCAGACCUCAUCUUCAUAUAAAAAUUUGUUUGAAAAUUUUACGUUAUAUGGGAACAUGGCCACCUGAAACAUUAGGUUUUACUCGUGUUUUAUUUUUCAUUUAUAGUUUUUUCUUUUUUCUAAUUGUUUUGGGAAUUUAUGUUUUUGUCGAAUUCAUGAAUAUUGCCGUAAAUUAUAAUGAUGUCAAUAAACUUGCAUCAGGAGGUCCUCUAUUCAUCACUAAUGCUUUGAACGCCUAUAAAUUUAUUACAUUUAUUCGAUAUCAUCGAAGAAUAUAUAAGCUUAUCUCAGUUAUCGAGAGUCCUGUUUUUUCCAAAGAUAACAUAAGAUACGAUAAGAUAGUGUCUUGGUAUGCUUGGCAGGGUUUAUUCCAUUAUGGUGUUUAUCAAAUGUUUGCAUUUUUUGCUGUUUUUUUCUGGUCAUUUAUUCCUUUAACUGAUAUUCUAAAUGGCAAUGAAAAAAAAUUGCCAUUAGAUGGCUGGUACCCUUAUGACACAACGAAAUCAGUUGCCUUUUUUAUCACUUGGGCACAUCAGUCAAUAGGAAUUAUUCUCUGUUGUAUUAAUAAUACAGCCAUCGAUUCAUUUAUCGCUGGUUUGAUAAAUGUUGCAUCGUGUCAAUUUGAAAUAUUAAAAUGGAAUUUUUGUUCCAUAGAAGAGAAUAUUGAAAAAGGAAAUAUUUCAUCAAAUUUUGAAGAAAAGAAUAAUAAUGAAAAUGAAAUAAUCAAUGAUCAAAUACGCGACUGUAUUAAGCAUAAUUUAGCAAUUUUUGAUUUUGUUAAUGAAAUUGAAAAUAUAUUCAGUACUGUGGUUGGAUUACAAUUAAUUUUGAGCUGUUUUGUUAUUUGUUUAUCAACUUUUUAUCUAUCGCAGAUGACAACAUUUACUACAGUGGAAUUAAUUGGAAAUUUUGGCUACGUUUUGACAAUGACGUAUCAAAUUUUUACAUUCACAUAUCAGGGCAAUGAAUUAUAUCUUCAAAAUGAAAAUUUGAGUACUGCAAUUUAUAUGGGCAACUGGUGGAAAUUAAAUUUAAAUUACAAACGUGAUUUAUAUAUGAUCAUGAUUAGAACUCGUAGACCACUUAUUGUUUCUACAGAUUUUCUAAUUAAAUUAUCAAUUCCAACAUUUAUGUCAAUUAUUCAAAUGUCAUAUUCAAUGUAUAUGCUUCUUCGCAGAAAAAAUGUCAAUUAUUAGAAAAGGAUUUCGUGUUGCCAAAAAAAAGUCUACAUAGUCCCUAUAUUUUAAAGUUGAAAUAUUUUUCUAGCUAUAGUUUAAUUAAAUAUUAUUUUAUAAACUUA
This is a messenger RNA of Leptopilina boulardi, 1644 nucleotides long. Its product is annotated as odorant receptor Or1-like. The transcript is spliced from 8 exons. Gene Ontology annotation, cellular component: plasma membrane. NCBI's taxonomy places the organism in Eukaryota, Metazoa, Arthropoda, Insecta, Hymenoptera, Figitidae. The coding region runs from base 308 to 1540 and encodes 410 amino acids. Gene Ontology annotation, biological process: detection of chemical stimulus involved in sensory perception of smell; sensory perception of smell. Gene Ontology annotation, molecular function: odorant binding; olfactory receptor activity. The record is from RefSeq and is a predicted model, not a curated record.